Molecule: messenger RNA, 3405 nt
Organism: Sus scrofa (pig)
Lineage: Eukaryota; Metazoa; Chordata; Mammalia; Artiodactyla; Suidae
Gene: SGPP1
Product: sphingosine-1-phosphate phosphatase 1
Biological process (GO): sphingosine metabolic process
Cellular component (GO): endoplasmic reticulum membrane
Molecular function (GO): sphingosine-1-phosphate phosphatase activity
Source: RefSeq, a predicted model, not a curated record
GCGGCGGCCGCUGCGGCCUGUGGAGCCGUCACCCCGCAGAGCCGCUCUGGGGUAAGGAGGCGCUGCUCGCGCUGCCGCUGCAGCUGUCCCGCCCGCGGGGGCUGAUCGGGGCUGCGCCGGGGGCCGCCCCCCCCCCCCCCGCCGCUCCCGCCGCCGUCCUCUGGUUCGUGGGCCGGCGGUCCCUUUACCAUGUCGUGGAGGCAGCGCUUGGCCGGGCUGGUCGGCAGUUUGCAGGACCCGCAGAAAGUCGCCCGUUUCCAGCUGCUGUGCGGGGUCGAAGCGCCGGCCGCCGCCGCCGCCACCAGCGGCCCGGAGGAAGAUGAGAAGGCGGAGGCGCCCCUCGCCGGCGAACCCCGGCACCGAGAGCGGCAGCUGGGGGCGUCCGGAGGCCCUCAGCCGCCCGGGAGCGAGCGCAAUCAGUGCCAGGCCAAGCCAGGCGUCGGCGGCGCCCCCAACGGUGUGCGGAACGGUCGGGCCACCAAGCUGGGCCCGGCCUCACCGCGGCGCGCGGGGGCUCUGCGCCGCAACUCGCUGACGGGCGAGGAGGGCCAGCUGGCCCACGUGAGCAACUGGCCGCUCUACUACCUGUUCUGCUUGGGCACCGAGCUGGGCAACGAACUCUUCUACAUGCUCUUCUUCCCCUUCUGGAUCUGGAACCUGGACGCCCUGGUGGGCCGGAGGCUCGUGGUCAUCUGGGUGCUGGCCAUGUACCUGGGCCAGUGCACCAAGGACAUCAUCCGCUGGCCGAGGCCCGCCUCGCCGCCCGUGGUCAAGUUGGAGGUCUUCUACAACUCGGAGUACAGCAUGCCCUCCACCCAUGCCAUGUCCGGCACCGCCAUCCCCAUCUCCAUGGUUCUGCUCACCUAUGGCCGUUGGCAGUAUCCUCUUAUAUAUGGACUGAUUCUUAUUCCCUGCUGGUGUUCUCUAGUUUGCCUAAGUAGAAUUUACAUGGGAAUGCACUCCAUUCUGGAUGUCAUUGCUGGAUUCCUAUAUACCAUUUUAAUAUUAGCUAUCUUCUAUCCAUUUGUGGACCUGAUUGACAACUUCAACCAAACUCACAAAUAUGCUCCUCUAAUAAUCAUCGGGCUUCAUUUAGCAUUGGGGAUCUUUUCUUUCACUCUUGACACCUGGAGUACAUCCCGUGGAGACACAGCUGAGAUUCUAGGAAGUGGUGCUGGAAUUGCAUGUGGAUCUCAUUUUACCUAUAAAAUGGGUCUAACAUUAGAUCCACCUCUGGAUAUUUUACCUUUAGCUAGGCCCCCCAUUUCUGUGACUCUUCUGGGAAAAGCCAUAUUGCGGAUCCUCAUAGGGAUGGUAUUUGUACUAGUAGUCAGAGAUAUAAUGAAAAGGAUCACUAUUCCCUUAGCCUGUAAAAUCUUCAAUAUACCAUGUGAUGAUGUUCGAAAAGCAAGACAGCACAUGGAAGUUGAACUUCCUUAUCGGUAUAUUACCUAUGGAAUGGUCGGUUUCUCUAUCACAUUUUUGGUUCCUUACUUAUUUUUCUUUAUUGGUAUCUCUUGAUGGAGAAAUACUGUUUAUAAUAAUAAAGGAAGGUAUCAGUUACUGAUAUCUAGAACUAUAUUCUAGUUAAAAGCCAAAUCAGAGUUAGGCUUUUGCAGGAAUUUAACUUAAAUAACUAUUUAAGUAAAUUCACAAGAGUCAGUGCAUUUUAUCAUUGCACAUCCAGUUAUUGUUUUGGGUGAGCUGAGCUAUUUCAACACUGAAAAAAUGAUUAAGUAUCCACUUGGAAUGCUCAUGUAAUAUUUGGAGAGUUUUGUGCUGUUAUGGAUUCAAGUUAUAUAUAAUAUAUAUUAAAGAUAUAAUAUAUAAUUAUGUCAUCUAAUAUAUGUUAUAUAUAAAAUAAUAUACCUAAGUUUUUUCUAACCUUGGGAGUGUAUUAUAAAAUCAAAAAUAAUAUGCAAACAGUUGUGCCUGUGUAUUUGGACUUAAUACAGGUAUGUUAUUAACAGAUAUAUUUAAUGUUUAUCUACUAUGGGAGCCUUUUCCCAAUCAAACUGCUAAUUACUAGACCAGAAUUCAUAUUUUACCACAUUGAUUUACUGCCUCCUUUUACACUGCCAUCACCUUUCAUGUUACCCAUGAUGUUGAACAUGGGAGGCAUUUUUAAUGGACCAAAUUUUCAGAAAAAUUAGUUUUUGGAUUUCCCCCACCCCCACCCAGUUCUGUACACUGUGUUGAAUGUACUUUGUUUGCAGUUGUUGUGCAUAUUAGUUUAAUAAAUCAGGUACUGAAUUUUAUUGCUUGCUAAUUGUGCCUUUCUGUUGCUGAAUUAAAUGCCAUGUAUACUGUGAUAUUAAAAAUGAGACGCAAACUUUAUUUUCAGUUACAUAUAAUCAGACAAAUAUUUAAAAAAAAUAUCUGUCAAGCUAACAGGGCUACAAGUAAACCAUCUUCAAUUCUUUAGCCUUUGUUUAGAAAGAAAUGUGGAAUGGGCUAAACUUUCUCACUUAUUGGGAACCUAAAUGGAUAAAUAUUUCCAUUUUUGUAGGUAUUUUUCUGUGCAUUGUAAGUUAUAGGAACAAGAUAUAUUUUUGGUAAAUUGUCUUGAUCAUUUAUACUGCUGGUAGAUAUUUCCAAUGAAUGGAAAUUCUUGAACUUUGUAGAUGGACAAUGCACAUGUUUCAUAUGUAAACAAACCAUUUUUCUAAAUUAUUUAGAAAGGAUUGGAUUUAGCAGUGUUAACUUUUAAUACCCAUUAAUUAGAUACUUAAGAUAAAUUAUAAAAUUUAAAAGUAUCAGUACUUUAGAGGCUAUUGUUGUUUUCACCUUUUUAUUUUCAUGGUGGAAAAUUUGAGUGUAAGUAUUAAGCUAUUCUUUAUUCUGUCUGUGCCUUUAUAUUUUGAAGUGUAACUGUAAUUAGGUUAACAUUAAGUUUAUUUGUAGUCAGUUUUCCAUAAAGAAGAGAAUUAACUUUCCAUGUAAAUGAGCAUCAGGUAUGGAAUUACUGACUUAGUGCAAUAUCUGUCUGAUUAUCCAGAGGUAUCAACUUAAGAUGUUUCUAUUUUGGGCAGCAUAACUAUUUGAGCUCAUAUUUUUAUAAUUCUGAUUAAAAAUUUAGGGACAUGGUAAUUUUUACCAAUAGUGCAUCUGAUAGUUUUAAGUAAAUUUUAGACCAUUACCUAUUAGCUAAAAUGAAACCAAGGCACUUAGGGACAUAUUGGUACGUUGGAAAAUAUGCGAGGAACUUUUCUUCCGAAUGUGUUUAAUGAAUCGAAUUUUAGGGAACAUUUCCCAUAAUUUGGGGUAUAUGCUCUCUUAUUAAUUUUUAUACCUAGCUUAAAAGGUAUUUGAAACUAUUCCAUUUCUUUGUGAUUUAUUAUUUUCUGUCCAAUGAUAGUUCCAUGCUAAAUGUAUUUUGAAAUAAAAGCCAAAUUCAAGACUGAA